Messenger RNA from Physcomitrium patens, 3899 nucleotides. The record is from RefSeq and is a predicted model, not a curated record. Lineage: Eukaryota; Viridiplantae; Streptophyta; Bryopsida; Funariales; Funariaceae.
UUCCUACGUUUUAUCUGCGCUGUAGGAACAAUUUUCUAACUCUGGGGCAUCAUCGCAAGCUCAGAGCCAAUUUCCCAAUUCUUCUCGCAUUUGUUGAUGGAGUCAGGGUUUAUUAAUCUUCGUGAGAAUCGCUGCAUUCACACGCUGUAUUGGGGGGGGGGAUGUGUUUGUUAUUUUUAUUUUUGAUUUUUUAUUUUGUUCUCCGUGUUCCUGUUCUUACUGUAUUGAUAUUGUUUUCUUCCUCUGGAGUUUCUGAAAUGGUGGUGAACUAAGAUCGUGAUCAAAGGUCGGAUCGAUUUUUCGGAGGGAGAGAGGGAAGGGAGGAUUGAGGGUUGAGAGUUGAAAAGUUUGAGUGUAGUUGGGUUGGUGAGGUUUAGGGUUUAGUGUUUGAGAAGAUGGCGGGUAUGGGGAGCAUGGGUUCUCGUUUGUUGGGGAGAGGAGGAAAGAGUGGCGAGGAUGAAGUUAUGUGGGGAAGGUUGGGUGUUGGGGUUCAUCGCGAUUUUUGGAUCAUUGCAGCAGCUGAUGGAGAAUGGGGUUGAUGCGGAGGCGAUAACAAAUGAUCACCUCAGCGGGGGACUGGUGGACGUCAUUGGGACGACUGAAGAGCUGGAGAUGGACGUGAGGAGUGACAAGAUGCAUGAAGUUCAAGAGCUUGGCAAUGGCAGACACGAACAGUUCGAGCGUGAUGAUGAUCAUGUUGAAAAUUCUGUUCAUGAUGCGAUGAUGCUGGAGGAGACCAGGGGAGGCAUUGGUGCCGAGCAUCAAGAAUCUGGGGUGAUGGAAGGGGAGGAGGAUCAUAUGGGAUUUGACGAGGAUACGCGGAUAGAUGGGAUUGAAACAAGCAAAGGGCAAGUUGAUAAACAUUACAAGGAGGGCCCUUGGGAUGUAUUGGAGAUGCUUGUGUUGGUAUCUGCGAUGAAGGAAUACGCAGAGACGGUGGGUGACCACCCUCUGGAAGACCACAUUAGUGAACAGGAGAAGUGGCAUUCCAUAGAAAGUUACUGUUUGGGUCAACUUGUGCUACGCAGUGCUUUAGAUUGUAGUGAGAAGUGGGCGUGCUUGAGUGUUGAGUUUAAAAGGAUCAAAGACUUCGAAAGUAACAUGGUGCAGGAUCAGAUAUCCUAUUGGGAAAUGACUUAUGAUGAACGGCGUAAUUUCCAUCUUCCAGGCGAUUUUUCGCAGGAGGUUUAUAAUGCGCUGUGGCAUUGGGAUGAUAGGGACCGAAUCGGUGAAAUAGGGGCUCCUGUAAUCCUAGAAGACGAGAUCAAUAUUAUUAAAGAACGAUCAUCAUUUGGUUCGAUUGUACGAACAAGAAAACGGUCAGAUCGUGGAGAAUAUCAAGUUUCUCGAAAAGUCUCUCGAGGGGAGGGUAGCAUAGAGCCGUCAUUUCUUGGUUCCCAGCUACUGAUGCUUGAUAAUCAGCAAAGUUCACUUGCACUCGUCGAGACACCGCAAGAAAUACUUCCAUCGGAGGACGAUGUAGUUUGGAACGCUCAAUUUUCUCAACUUCGUGCCAAUCAAAACUUUUGGGCCCCGCAUGGACGAGCUUCUGCAACAUGGGCCUUUUAUGUUGUGAACGAUAAUUCUGAACCCGACUCUGCACGUCCUCAGCAAAUGCGUUGUGCUAUUUGCCAUCCUGCUCAACAAGAGCACCGACCAAAUAGUGCUACGCGAGUGAGGAAGGGUGUUGUAACUUACAACAAACAGCACGGGACAACGUCUAUGAAAAAACAUGUAGCACAAGAACAUGGGGAUAUUUUUACCAAGUACAAGGCAACGCGCAUGUCAAAUGCUACUACACGGGCAGAAUUCCAACAUUCAAGGAGGAUGAAGAAUGAUCCUUUGCCUUCUAUAAUAUCCGAUAUUUUGUACAAUCAAAAUUCCAACAAGAAAUUCGACCCGGCGCAGGAAAGACUUCUGGAGGAUCUGGUUCUGUAUGUGGCAAAAGGUUGCCAUCCCAUGUCUGUGGUUGAGAAUGUCUGGUUGAAAAAGUUGGUCAUGAACAGGCAAUUUGGCCGUGUGAGUUUUCCCUCUAGCCGUCAAUUAACUGAUGAAGUCAUUCCUCGUGUGGUUUCUCAAAUUAUAGAGAAGAAUAUCUUGCCUUCAUUACGUGGUUGUGUGUCUGCUACGGUAACUUUUGAUCUGUGGAUGUCACGAAGAGGCGUCAACAGCAUCGCUACGGUAGUUCAUUUCAUCAACGAGUCAUGGGAGACCUGCCAUGUAACUAUAGGUGUGUUGGAGGCGUCUGUUAUCGCCGGAGAAGAGCUUGUCAUGGAAGUGAAAGAUCUCCUAAGUUCCUUUAACUUGAUGGACAAGAUCAUUGCCUUUGUGGUAAAAGACGAUGAUUCAAGGCUCACUUCACUCGCCGAGGCACUUUCAAAGAAGGUAGUAUGUUCUCCGCUCCAGUUAUCUGAGCCAUACACAGGGACUUGCUUUGGAAACGUGCUGUCUAAAGCAUGUGAAAACACUACGACUGACGAGAAGGCAUGUGAUGGUUUGAGGGCAGUUAGCAUUGAAGCGGCUAUAUCCUCUUUGAGAAGGAGUAUUUCUUCGACCUCUAGGUCAGCGAAGAGAAGGCUUGAAUGGAUGAAAGCCUGUGCUGAUGUUGGUCUUCGGCCUCGCAAGUUAAGAGCACCUGUAAAGGGAAGGUUCGCUUCUAAAGUGAUUCUUUGUCAGGAGGCUUUGGAUUACCAGCCUGUAUUACAGUUGUGUUCCGCUUCCCAGAGCGACGGCAUGUUCUUCGAUGUUCCUAGCGUGGAGACGUGGGCUAUUGCAAAGGCUGUCACUGUUGCUCUUAAUCCUGUGCUUCAACAAUGUGUUAUGAACCGGAGUAAAGGUUACUGGUUGUUAUCUGAUGCCAUAGCUGCUGCGCUUAGUUUGUAUUUACAACUGCAUAAGGAAACGAUCAACAGGAGCUUGCCCGACCCAAAAUUAGAUCCACAUUUUGAGUCCGAACUGGAAGUUCUACAGGUUCGGUUGGUGCAAGAGGUGAUGAGUACUCUAUCACUUUCCCUUAAUUUUACGCUUGAUUAUUCAGCCAAGCAUUCGCACAACAUGCUGGCGUUAAUGUUGGAUCCACGUUACAAGGGGCUCAGUCUGCUGAAAGAUUAUGUGGGCAGGGAUAUGGCUUUGGCGGUUGUGGCUGAGGUUGACAACCGGGCCCUUCUUCCCUGUUUGGUAACUGUUUUUAAGCAAUUGAAUCCGUCCAGUGUGGAAAACGUUUCAGCACUGAGCCCCACUUCUAAGGAUUUCUUUGAUGAGAAUUCCUUGUUUGGAUCAUCAGCCUCACAUGAUGAGGCAAUAGUCGGUCAUUUGAAAGCAGAGCUGUCUUUAUUUAGGAGGCUACGUAUUGAUUCCAAGGAAUGUGAGAACCCAUUGGCAUGGUGGAAGGACAGGGAGGUUCAGUUUCCAAACGUUGGUUUUCUUGCAAGGCAGAUUUUGGGGAUCGUAGGGUCUCAAGUUGAAACAGAAAGGAUAUUUAGUAUUGUGGGGGUGAUCACAGAGAUACACCGCCGCCAUCUAGGUACAGACAAUCUCGACAAGUUGGUUCUGAUUCGUGAGAAUUGGAAAGAUGAUUCUAGAGCAGGUUCAGAGUAUCCAGCAGCAGGUCACAAAAUGGUGGAUUCAGUGCUAGAAAACUACCUCCUGGGCGAGGAAAACAUCUUAGACGAGCAUGAAGACCUGCUAAUGGAGGCAGUUUUGUUUGAUGACUAGAUGUCACUGCUAGCAAUGUUCACUAAGAACAUCUAAUUCUGACCAGCCGACCUUCGCAAUCCCAAGCUCUGGACGGCAGAUGUACAUUCCCAUUUUUAUUUCCUUGGUAGUUUCUCUUUUCUUUUUAUUUCAUUUUAUUUUACUUAAGGUUUUCCUUGAGCCAUUUUUUUAUUGUUUUCUACGGA